This is a messenger RNA of Ogataea haglerorum, 2364 nucleotides long. RefSeq lists its product as uncharacterized. The record is from RefSeq and is a predicted model, not a curated record. Gene Ontology annotation, molecular function: protein binding; U3 snoRNA binding. The transcript has a single exon. Lineage: Eukaryota; Fungi; Ascomycota; Pichiomycetes; Pichiales; Pichiaceae. Gene Ontology annotation, cellular component: nucleolus; small-subunit processome; 90S preribosome. Gene Ontology annotation, biological process: endonucleolytic cleavage in 5'-ETS of tricistronic rRNA transcript (SSU-rRNA, 5.8S rRNA, LSU-rRNA); endonucleolytic cleavage to generate mature 5'-end of SSU-rRNA from (SSU-rRNA, 5.8S rRNA, LSU-rRNA). Bases 1 to 2364 code for a protein of 787 amino acids.
AUGGACUUUACCACAAAAAGGAGCUAUAAGAAGGUCGAUAUCGAGCCUUUUUACAUUGGUUCUGCCAAUGCGACUAUUUCUGGAGACGGCGUGGUUCUGGCGACUGCAGUUCUUGAAGAUAUAGUUGUCAUCAAUAGAGAGACAGACGAAGUUGUGCACCAGAUCCAAGGAGACGGAGACCUCGUGACCACGUUGCAACUAACUCCCGAUGGCAAAUACCUAGCCAUAGUGUCUCAAUCACAGCAGCUCAAGGUGUUCGAUCUCCAGGAAAGCAGAUUCAUCAAGACUUUCAGACUUCCGGCAGCAUCGUAUAUCUCUACGGUGGACCCUACAUCGUCCUUAUUUGCGUUUGGACUUACCGACGGCAGUGUCAUUGUAUGGGAUAUAGAGGGGUCAUUUAUUACGCACAACUUCAAGGGCCAUCCAUCGACGGUUUCUUCUCUUCGUUUUUAUGGAAAACUCGACUCUAAAGAUUGGAAGCUGGCCAGUGGAGAUAUUCUGGGAACAGUGAAAAUAUGGGACCUGGUGAAGCGCAAAUGUGUGCGAACGAUGAAGGAGCAUACAGCUACCGUUAGAGGGGUCUCGUUCAACGACAGCGGCGAACUCUUUAUCAGCAGUGGAAGAGACAGAGUGAUGAUAGUGUAUAAUACGAGGACGUGGAAGGAGGUGAAGACCAUUCCUGUCUCCCAUUCUGUCGAGGCCUGCGGAUUUGUUGAGUUCCGUGACAAGGAGCUGCUUUACACGGCGGGAGAAGCAGGCCUUUUAAAAGUCUGGGACCUGGAUUCUGAAAAAUUGGUUGCAACCAGCAAGAAACCACUCGAUACCACAGAAGAGCUUAACAUCAUGGACGUUCUGCAUCUUGACAAAGGAAUAGACUCUUUGCUGUUGGUUUUCUCAGACCAGACAAUUGCGGAGAUUGAUCUGGAGGCGCAAAACGGCGUAUUCCAAACUUUGCGAGUGAUGGCCGGUAAUCACGGUACGAUCGCUGACAUGCGCUAUGUUGGUCCUAAUUUUGACCAGCUUGCUUUGGCAACGAACUCUCCGGCGUUGCGGAUCGUCGAUGUUGCGAACAAGCCGCUGGAUGUCACGCUGUGCGAGGCGCACACAGAUCUGCUGAAUGCUGUGGACUCGACCGUUGACGGCCUCUGGCUGGCUACCGCUGCUAAGGACAAUACUGCACGGCUUUGGAGAUACGAUGAGGAGCGGAGAUUUGUGUGCGUUGCUGUCUUCGAAGGCCACAUCUCGUCGGUCACCGCUGUUGCGCUGCCUAGGACGCCCGUCAAGGAUUAUCCUCGCUUCCUCAUAACGGCGGCCGAAGAUCUGACGAUAAAAAAAUGGACGAUCCCUAGACCAGGACACGAGGUGAUGCAUGUGAGGAGUUCGGACUACACCAGAAGAGCGCACGACAAGAUGAUCCACUCCAUCGAUAUCAGCCCGAACGACGAUUUCUUGGCGACCGCGAGCCACGACAAAAUGGCCAAAAUUUGGGACUUGGAGGCUGGCGAGACUGUCGGAGUCCUGAAGGGCCACAAGCGACCAGUUUACGACAUCAGUUUCUGUGCCUACGACAGACUGGUCGUGACCGGGUCUGGGGACCAGACGGCCAAAGUGUGGUCGUUAGAGGAUCUUACGUGUAUCAAGACUUUCCAGGGCCCGGCCAAUGCUAUUCAGCGAGUUGCUUUCCUGGCCAGAAAUCACUUUGUUGUUGGAGCUGGAGCAGACGGUUUAAUCAAGAUCUGGGAGAUCUCCAGCGGAGAUUGCGUGCAGACGCUCGACAACCACGACAACAGGAUAUGGGCGCUGUGUAUCAAAGACGACGGCCGCGAGUUUGUGUCUGCUGACGCUGACGGAGCAAUCACCCUAUGGAUAGACAACACCGAGGAGGUGCAGCAGCUGGAGGCAGAGGAGCGCAAGUUGAAGGUCGAGCAGGAACAGUCGCUGCAGAACUACAUCACCAACAGAGACUGGGUGAACGCGUUCAAGCUGGCGUUGACUCUGAACCACCCUAUGAGACUGUACAACGUUCUUCUGGCGAGUAUAGCAGAGGGCGACGAGGGGUCUGUCAUUGGAUCGUUUGGCAUCGAGAGUGUGAUUUCCGAGCUGGAGCAGGACCAGAUAUUGCUACUUUUCAAAAGGGUCCGGGACUGGAACACCAACUCGCGCCAUUUCGAGGUGGCACAGAAGCUGAUCAAGGCUAUAUUGACAAACUAUUCCAACGAGAAGCUGUUUGAGAUGCCUGGGCUGAUGGGGUACAUUGACGCCAUUUUGCCCUACAGCGAGAGACACUAUAGCCGGUUGGACGAUCUGGUUGAGCAAAGUUUCAUUUUGGACUAUGUUGUUCAGCAGAUGGACGAAGUGGUGUAA